Cladophialophora psammophila CBS 110553 is the source of this 462-nucleotide messenger RNA. RefSeq lists its product as uncharacterized. The record is from RefSeq and is a predicted model, not a curated record. The transcript has 4 exons. Lineage: Eukaryota; Fungi; Ascomycota; Eurotiomycetes; Chaetothyriales; Herpotrichiellaceae. Bases 1 to 462 code for a protein of 153 amino acids.
AUGAGUCAGGUAAACUGGGAAUGGGAAGCGCUUGUCACUUAUUUCAUCGAUCGUCUGGAACGAUACGAAAGCUCCUUCAGCAUGUUUGACGAUGAAAAGCUGACUAGAACAAGAGAGCUUACCGGUGCAGUUUCGUGCUUGAGGGAGUUUAGAGACACCCUUUCAGGCACCAUCAGGGCCUGGGAUAACUUUGAGUCGAACUACAUACGUCUUUUUGAAGCACCCAGACUUCCCAAGCUGCACAGUUUGUUUCAGGGGUAUAUCGUGGAGACUCGUGUGUCCAUUUUUCAACUCAAAGAUCUCCACGCCUUGAUGUCCCAGAAGCUCGACAAAUUCAACAGCAUGCGAGAUGGGCUCGUCAAUGCUUCUGCACUCAAAGAGAGCUCUGAGGCCACCCGCCAGGGGAACAAUAUCGGCAUCCUGACCAGAAUGACAGUGCGUAGCAAUGAUGCCGGCUACUAA